CCGCCGUCUGGCCCUGCGGACCCACCACCGAUCCAUCGACGGAUUGCCGAUCUGCCCAGCUCUCGCGUGCGCCAUGUCUGGUUCCUCCAGCGUCGCCGCUAUGAAGAAGGUGGUUCAACAGCUCCGGCUGGAGGCCGGGCUCAACCGCGUGAAGGUUUCCCAGGCAGCUGCAGAUUUGAAACAAUUCUGUCUGCAGAAUGCUCAACAUGACCCCCUGCUGACUGGAGUAUCUUCAAGUACAAAUCCCUUCAGACCUCAGAAAGUCUGUUCCUUUUUGUAGUAAAAUGAAUCUUUGCAAGGUUUUUAAACCACUUUUCAUAAACCGGUGAAUAUUCAAAGGAAAGCUAAAUCUGAAGCCUGUACAAAAGCCUGUCUCUAUAACACGUGCCAUACUAUAUAAACUUCUACUUUUGUCAGUCUA
This is a messenger RNA of Balaenoptera musculus (blue whale), 421 nucleotides long. RefSeq names its product guanine nucleotide-binding protein G(I)/G(S)/G(O) subunit gamma-5. Gene Ontology annotation, molecular function: G-protein beta-subunit binding. Bases 74 to 280 code for a protein of 68 amino acids. NCBI's taxonomy places the organism in Eukaryota, Metazoa, Chordata, Mammalia, Artiodactyla, Balaenopteridae. Gene Ontology annotation, biological process: G protein-coupled receptor signaling pathway. The transcript has a single exon. The record is from RefSeq and is a predicted model, not a curated record. Gene Ontology annotation, cellular component: heterotrimeric G-protein complex.